Molecule: messenger RNA, 2283 nt
Organism: Seriola dumerili (greater amberjack)
Lineage: Eukaryota; Metazoa; Chordata; Actinopteri; Carangiformes; Carangidae
Product: E3 ubiquitin-protein ligase RNF43-like
Exons: 8
Coding region: 58-2193 (711 amino acids)
Biological process (GO): ubiquitin-dependent protein catabolic process; Wnt receptor catabolic process
Molecular function (GO): ubiquitin protein ligase activity; frizzled binding
Source: RefSeq, a predicted model, not a curated record
AUUGUCAAACUGGAGCACAGGGUCCCCCGCUGUCUGCCGCUGCUGGACAAGGCUCGCAUGGCGCUGGAUAAAGGAGCUCAGGCUGUUAUCUUUGAUGUCAGUGAUGAUGCCAAUGCUGCAGCUGAGCUGCGAGAGACAGACUCCCUCCCCCGUCCCGUCGUGCUGGUGAAGGCCGAGGACGCCGAGGAGCUGAUGGGUUUGGUCAACAAGAACGAGGAGGCCAAAGUUCGUAUUGAGAUCAUGGUGGAGCAGUCUAGAUGGCCACAUUAUGACGUGGGGAUCCUGCUCACCAUUGUCCUGGCUAUUCUGACCAUCGUCUUAAUCUUCGCUUUCCGCUACAAGUGCAAGUCCAACAGAACCUGGGACUCUGUCCAUCAGCAGACCAUGCGGGCCAUUAGUCGACUGGAGACCAAAACCUACAGCUCUCAGGGCUGCUCAGGCUCACACCGCCACCGAGCGGCCUGGGGGUCGGCCAGCAGCUCCAACUCCAGCCCCGUCUGUGCCAUUUGCCUGGAGGAGUUCCAGGACGGGCAGCAUUUGAGGAUCAUCUCCUGCGCUCAUGAGUUCCAUAAAGACUGUGUCGACCCCUGGCUGCUGCAGCACCGCACCUGUCCCCUCUGCAUGCACAACAUCAUGGGUGAGGACAAGAGUAUUUCCAGGACGGAGCGGCAGCCCCAGAGGAACAGACUCCAGCAGAGUCCAGAACAAAGCCAAGGCUUCCUGCACGCUCAGCCUUACAGCAGCCCACACAACCACCCCUUCCCUCAGCACGCUAUCCCCUUCUCUAUGAGGCCCCACUAUCCUCGUGGACCCUCUGGACCAUAUCCAUCUCUGGGCCACUACAGUGGCUCUUCUCCCAUGGACACCCAAACACUGCGUUUCCUCACCAGCAGGCCGCUCGGCUCCGGCUGUGGGUACCGCCUUCCUGCAGAGGGUCCCGGAAGGCCCCACAGGAUUGGAGGUAACUGCAGGACGUCCACACACCACUACACCCCUCGUCGGUCCUGCCACAACUAUCGCUCGUCCUGUCCGACCCAGCGCAGUGCAUCCUGCUCCAGACUGCACCACACCGCCACUGUCCCACCACAGACCCGUGGAGCAGCAGCCCACAGCCGGCAGGACGAGGGCAGCUGCUCCGGCGGCAGCUACCACACAGAACGCAGUGGAUACUUGGCUGACGGGCCAGCGAGUGACUCCAGCUCCGGGCCCUGUCAUGGCUCCUCCAGUGACUCAGUUCUCAACUGUACUGACAUAUCCCUGCAGGGAGUUUAUGGCAGCUGGUCCACCUUUCGUAGCUCUCUGAGUAGUGACUACGAUCCAUUUGUGUAUUACGCGCCAGGUCCUGGGCGGGGCCCCCGCAGAAACAGCCUGGAGGCUGGUGCCCAGGCCCGGCCCAGGUCUCUGGACUCUGUGGUGAACAAAGCAGGCUGCCCUGAAGAACAGCCACAGACUGUGCUCAGCCACAUCCACUACCACCGCCACAGACACCACCACUACGAGGAGGGGGAGCACAGCCAGGGCCCGAGCAGAGGCUCAGACGAGGAGCAGGGGGCCGCCGCCGCUGCUGCACCUGCUGCUCUCGUCCCGGACAAAGACUCACCUGUGUGUCCUCCUAAGCACAGCCCCUGCCUGUGCCCAAAGCCGGACCCAACAGAUCGGCCGAGCCCGGGACAGACAGAGUGUCAGGACCUCGAUCCCAGCAGCCCUACGGGACCUCCUGUCCUGAUGUCCCCAAUCCCCUUACAGCUCCAACCCCACUGCUGCCACCAGGGACACGGACACCCUCCCGCUCCUCUGGGGCGAGUGGGUGGCUGUGUGCUUGAUGGUCCCUCGGUCCGCUUCCACCAGAGCCUGGAUCUGCAGGAUGACCGUAGCAUCCACAUUCACUACGGCCAGGGUCCGGGCUUCUGCUGCUCCCCGCCUGAGCUGCACCCCGCUCUGCUCCCCGUGCCCCUCAUUCUGGACUCUGGAGGGAUGGAGGACUGGACUUGCUGCGCCGGGGCCCAUGUUGUGUGGCAGAAACGGGUGCAGCAGGCCCGCUCAGAGCCUCAGCUCCUGGGGCCUGGGACUCCUAUGGACAGCCCCCCCUGCAGGUUCCACCACGGGCCUGCUGCUGACUGCAACACAGACAUUUGUUUAUACUGCCAAACAUUACACCACAAUCAGGGAUCAGAAGAGGAGUCCGGUGUGUGAGAACUUGUUGCAUCCCCAUUAUCACGCUGCUACACAGGAGCCAGAAUGGACAAGCCUCUCAUUGGCUAAUCGCUCUCAUGUCUUCCACAU